AUGGCAACCACGCGCCUGGGACCUGAAACAGACAUCAACCGUCGCACCUCCCUCGGUUUCCUUCGUCGUUCUAAAUCCACCGAACCCCUAGGCGAACACAAAUCUUCCGGCUCCCGCAAAAAGAUGUCCAAGACUCAAGCCAUGGAAGAUGAGAUGCGUCGUCAGCGCGAGUCUUAUGCCCCUAAAGUCCCUCCCCGCUUGCCUGAUCUUUCCCCCGCCCCGCAACUGGAAACUUUUGGAGGUGAGGAACGUGACAAGUCUACCGGUCCAAUCCCAAUUCGCCCAGAGUCUGGAGUUAUCGCCUCGCCUUCUAUGGCUGGGUCAAUCAACAGCGUCGAUCCCUAUGGGCGCACCGAGAGCAUGACCCACCGUGGCCGAUACAGCUAUGCUAGUAGUGCUGUCAGCACCGUGAACAGCCCCCGCCGUGUACGCCGUCGCAAGGACCCCACCUCAUACAAUGUGCUUGUCAUCGGUGCUCGUAACUCGGGAAAAACCUCAUUCCUCAACUUCCUCCGCAGUGCCCUGACCAUGCCCGCACAUAAGCACCCCUCGCGCACCCCCGAGGAGGUUGAGGAGCUUGAGCGCCAAACCUCGGCCUGGGAAGGAUUCACGUCGCAAUACCUGGAAACGGAGUUCGACGGAGAACGUGUCGGACUUACCCUGUGGGACUCUGUAGGCCUGGAGCGGAACAUCGCAGAUCUUCAGCUGCGUGGUGUGACAGGCUUCCUGGAGAGCAAGUUUGAGGAGACCCUCGCCGAGGAGAUGAAGGUUAUCCGUUCCCCCGGUGCCCGUGAUACUCACAUUCACUGCACUUUCCUACUUCUGGACCCUGUGCGUCUCGAUGAGAACAUCGCCAUGGCUGAGCGUGCUGCCAAUGGCACUUCCAAGGCCACUGAUGCCCCCGUGGUUGGGAUUUUGGACCAGAAUCUGGACAUCCAGGUGUUGCGCACGGUGCUGGGUAAGACCACUGUGGUGCCGGUUAUCAGCAAGGCAGAUACAAUUACCUCUGCCCACAUGAGCUACCUCCGCAAGGCGGUCUGGAACAGCUUGAAGCAGGCCAAUAUCGACCCCCUUGAGAUCUUGACAUUGGAGGACCAGGAGGAAGAGUACUCCUCGUCGGAAAGCGCGGAUGAAGAUGAAACCGAGGAGCCUGAGACUGGAGAUGCCAGCGAAGCCAAAGAAUCCGAGGCCGCAACCGAAGAUGCUCCUGGCUCGCCAUCGCAGCUCAGCCGCAGAUCCAACACGUCGCAGGCCACCAACCAGCACGUUCCGUUCUCGAUUCUGUCUCCGGACCCUCACUCGUUGGCAGCUGGAGACCAACCCGUCGGUCGUCGAUUCCCCUGGGGCUUUGCAGAUCCAUAUGACGCCGAGCACUGUGACUUUGUUCGCCUGAAGGACUCCGUCUUUUCCGAUUGGCGCUCCGAGCUGCGCGAGGCCAGUCGCGUGGUCUGGUAUGAGCGCUGGAGAACCAACCGCCUCAACCGCAAUGGACAGCCGGCGCCCAAGAAGCAAAACUACGGUGGCCGUCAGGGACCUUAUGAUGGCCGUCGCACGCGAUAA
Molecule: messenger RNA, 1560 nt
Organism: Penicillium expansum
Lineage: Eukaryota; Fungi; Ascomycota; Eurotiomycetes; Eurotiales; Aspergillaceae
Gene: aspE
Product: septin
Exons: 2
Coding region: 1-1560 (519 amino acids)
Biological process (GO): cytoskeleton-dependent cytokinesis
Cellular component (GO): cytosol; microtubule cytoskeleton; septin complex
Molecular function (GO): molecular adaptor activity; GTP binding; GTPase activity
Source: RefSeq, a predicted model, not a curated record